Messenger RNA from Aedes aegypti (yellow fever mosquito), 801 nucleotides. RefSeq names its product succinate dehydrogenase cytochrome b560 subunit, mitochondrial (gene SdhC). The record is from RefSeq and is a predicted model, not a curated record. The transcript has 2 exons. Lineage: Eukaryota; Metazoa; Arthropoda; Insecta; Diptera; Culicidae. The coding region runs from base 144 to 659 and encodes 171 amino acids. Gene Ontology annotation, cellular component: membrane. Gene Ontology annotation, molecular function: succinate dehydrogenase activity; electron transfer activity. Gene Ontology annotation, biological process: tricarboxylic acid cycle; mitochondrial electron transport, succinate to ubiquinone.
AAGAAGAAAAUACAUAAAAAUCUGUCACUGUUGAAAACGCAAUCGUGAAACUUUCAUCUGUCGCGCAACCGAAAUAAAGGGCGAUUUUUUCCGUACGAAAAAGUAGCUUUAAUUAGUUUCGUCGUUUCAAUUAAUCACCAAGGAUGGCGUCUUUGAUUUUGAGAAACGCUUGCCGUCGUACGCUGUUGCAGAACCAGCAAAGUGCCGGACCAUUGUUGGCUGUGCGCACCGUAGUGCUGAAGCCAGUGCAGCCGGACAAUCGCCCCGGGGAGUCGCACGAUGACCGCAACGCUCGUCUUCAGCGUCCCCAGUCGCCCCAUUUGACGAUUUACGCCCCGCAGCUGACCAGUAUGCUGUCCAUUACGCACCGUAUGACCGGAAUGGCCUUGGCAGGUUACGCCACCAUGAUGGGCCUGGGAGCAUUGGCUUUGCCCCACGAUGCCACCCACUAUUUGACCAUGCUCGAGGGGUUAAGUGCUCCCACUCUGAUGGCCCUGAAAUUUACCCUGGCCUAUCCCUUUGCUUUCCACUCGGUCAACGGAGUUCGUCAUCUCUUCUGGGACAUGGGUAAGUUUUUGACUAUCAAGGAAGUUUACUCUACCGGGUACACCAUGCUGCUGGUCUCCGGAGUGGUUGCGGCGGCCCUUACCUUCCUGUAGGAGCCUUCUGGCGGUGGAAGGGGAUUCAGUUUCGUCGGAAGUUGCGUAGGUACGUAAAUGCUUUGAAAGUAAACACCAUCGCAUUGAAAUGAUUAUUUAUUUGGAGUUCACAAGUCGGUAUUAAACAAGAAUCAUUGAAGUU